Messenger RNA from Coniophora puteana RWD-64-598 SS2, 669 nucleotides. RefSeq lists its product as uncharacterized. The record is from RefSeq and is a predicted model, not a curated record. NCBI's taxonomy places the organism in Eukaryota, Fungi, Basidiomycota, Agaricomycetes, Boletales, Coniophoraceae. The transcript has 2 exons. Bases 1 to 669 code for a protein of 222 amino acids.
AUGUCCCAGGAGAAAGCGCGCAACUACCUCGACAGGGAGCUUCGUAAGCUCGACGGUGAUUGGAAGAAGCGCUCGGUUCCCUCGACCGCCGCCGCAACACUCGCGCAGUACCUCGACCGAGCCCAGCGCCUGCUCGAGUUCACACUGCAAAUGCCGCCCACGGGCUCGUGGGCGUGGAUGCGUAUGGACUUUCUCUUGCGCCUUAUGGGCGACGCGCUCAAGAGCGUGCCAAAGUAUCCCUGCCCGCCACUUUCAGUGUCGUCCGAUGCCAAUGGGGAGAACAGCGUGCUCACGAAGCUGCUCGCGUUCCUUGAUGCACUGGAUCGGGGAUGGCUCGCUGUGCUGCGUGGGCAGACGUGGGAUGUGGAAAGGGGGGAGGGGGUUGAUGCGAUGGAUGUGGAUACAGGCACUGGCACGAGUACGGCGGGGAAGAUGAGCCAAACGGAGCGUACGAGGCUGCGAAGUAUGCUUUUCAGUGACACGACCCCGCUUGAGGCGUGGUUGAUGGGCGAGAGCGAGAGCGGGUUGUCGGAAGGGGCCGACUCGGGAGAGAGAGCGAUAGCGCUGGAGAGGCUUGGGCUGAACGAUUUGUUCUCGCGCACGCUUGGGGAGCUGGAGGUGCUGAGUGGGGUGGUGGUUAGUCAAGGCAGCGAGGCCAAGAUGAGUUGA